CGCUCGCACAUCCACGCACAAUUAUUUGUGGGACUUCCCUUCUUCGCCGGCCUACCGACGCCGAACUCCACAGCACUCCGCACUUCCGCAGUGACAUGCCAUUCUACCCCGCGCCCUGCCGCCGCCCAUCACCCUCCUCCUGCUCUCGCGCCUGAGACGGCGGCGACCGCGCGCUUGGCCGAGACCGGUACCCAUCCCGCCAUGGCCGCGAUUAGGGACCGGGGGGACGCCGCCAUUAAGCUCUUCGGCCGCACCAUCCCGCUCCUCCACGCCGCCGCCGCCGCCACCGAGGUUGUCACCAAGCUAAGAAUUGAUGAAAACAAGAAUGAUGCCGUGCCAUGUGUCUCAGACAAGCUCUUGAAUGUCAAAGAAACUCCUUUUUGUUCCAAGAAUAGUGAAGAUAAUGAUUUACAAGCUCUCAGCAGGCAUGGUGGGAUAAUGGGAACUGAUUCCAAAUCGGAGGACACUAAGACCGAGUCUGAUGAACUUGACCAAGACAAGGUACUCAAGAAACCUGAUAUAAUUGUGCCAUGCCCUCGCUGCAAUAGCAUGGAAACGAAGUUCUGCUACUUCAACAAUUACAAUGUCAGCCAGCCUAGGCACUACUGCAGGAAUUGUCAGAGGUAUUGGACAGCUGGUGGAAAUAUUAGGAAUGUCCCUGUAGGUUCUGGAAGACGCAGAAAUAAGCAUGCAUCUCACUUCCGGCAAGCUAUGAUGCGGCAUGACAAUAACAUUGCUGCCGCUGAAGAUGUUCCCAGUGUGAUUCACCAUCUACCACUUCCACUUGUAGCUCCUGUCCUCCCAGGACCGAUUAAAGAAAAUGAAACAGCAAAGGAAUUUGGAUCUGAAGUGCCAGUUUGUAAUUCUAUGGCUACAGUCCUUGAUAAUGGAGAACAGAAGGGUAUUCACCUUGUUCCCUUGGUCUCUGGUGAUAAUAAGGAAGAACAAUCAUGUGCAUCCUCUGCAGCAGUAUUGGGUUGCUCGGAAAAUAUGACGCUCGAUAGCAUAGUAAAAAAGGAGUCGGGCAAUGUGUCAGGAUACUGUAAUGGCAUGACAUUGCCUCAGUCUCAUGUUCAGUCUUACCCUAACGGGCCUGCUUUGGUGUUCCCUUGGAGUCCUGGAUGGAACAGUAUCGCUGUCAUGGCAGCUAGUCAGUGCUCAACAGAGCCUGUUCAUGGGUUGGAAAUUGCAAAGCACAGCCUGCUUUCAUGGGCGCCUCCAUCGAUGAUGACAGCUCCAGGAAUUUGUGCACCUGUUGUUCCCUUUCCUUUGAUGCCACCUUUCUGGAGCUGCCUUCCUGGCUGGCCUAAUGGAACAUGGAGUUCACCAUGGCCUGGAAGUAAUGGCUCUCCCAACAAAAUUACCUGUUCAGAGAACAAUUCUCCAACGCUUGGAAAGCAUUCAAGAGAAGUAGCAGACAUGCAGGAAGAAGAAAAGAGAGAAAACACCCUAUGGAUCCCUAAAACUCGUAGAAUUGAUGGGACAGCUGAGGCCACAAAGAGUUCGAUCUUGGAUACUCUCGGCAUCAAACAUGAUGAGAAUGGCCUGUUCAAGUCUUUCCAGCGGAAGGUUCCGAAAAAUGACAAGACACCGGAUUCUCCUCUGACCCUGCAGGCCAACCCAGCAGCGUUUUCACGAUCUCAGUCAUUCCAGGAGAGGACAUGAGAAUUUGAUGCUUUAUUUCCUACCGCCUCCAUCCGUCUAUCAACCACCUUCACCAGAGUGUUGUCCAAAGAAAGGAGAUUAUAUCACAGAAGAAUGGUCAGUGUUACUUGUUGGGCGUCAUCUUGAGUUUAUAUCUUGCUAGACGGCAAGUACUUCUACAGCCAACAUAAAGGCUUCCAGUGCUCUGAACUUAGUCAGAUGUUUCUGCUUCCUCAGGGAGUGUUUAUGUAAAUAUUAGGCGAGUUUGUCUAUAGACGUUUUCCUGGCACCGGUCAAGUUUGAGAAGUCACUGCACUGAGAUUUGAGAUGGUUCAUGAGCCGAAGAGGAAUCACCAUAGAUGGUUCAUGAGCCGAAGAGGAAUCACCAUACAUCUGCUGGAUCUCAAAAACGUGCUCCAUUUUUAGGAAGAUGUCACUCUGUCUGUAUGUAGCUAACAUGUCCUAAAGUUUAUGUAAUGGUUGUUAUGCUAACCUUCAAAUUCUUAGUCUGGGAACAGAAAUGGAAUCAGUUCAGUUUCGAUAUAAACAAAUUUGGAUAUAUUCUUUGGUGUGAAA
Messenger RNA from Brachypodium distachyon (stiff brome), 2220 nucleotides. RefSeq names its product cyclic dof factor 2. The transcript has 2 exons. NCBI's taxonomy places the organism in Eukaryota, Viridiplantae, Streptophyta, Magnoliopsida, Poales, Poaceae. Gene Ontology annotation, molecular function: DNA-binding transcription factor activity; DNA binding. Gene Ontology annotation, biological process: regulation of DNA-templated transcription. Bases 202 to 1665 code for a protein of 487 amino acids. The record is from RefSeq and is a predicted model, not a curated record.